This is a messenger RNA of Camellia sinensis, 585 nucleotides long. The record is from RefSeq and is a predicted model, not a curated record. NCBI's taxonomy places the organism in Eukaryota, Viridiplantae, Streptophyta, Magnoliopsida, Ericales, Theaceae.
AUGGUUAAGACACUCAGUGAGUUCAGGAUCCAAGUAGAAUCUCAAGAUACAAAAGCAUGUCUUAGUGCGCAGAAGGUGAUGCCUAAGUUGAGGAAUGAGGUCAUGGAGGCCCAGAAGCACUAUCAAGAGGUAGCUUACAUCAAGGGAUGUCUGGAAUCAGGAGAGCCCAUGCCCGAUUGGGUAAUUCACCUCGAUGAAAGUUUAAGAUACCAGGGUAGAUUGUUUGUACCAAGUGACGAGUUACUUAGAGAAAAGGUACUAGAGGAAUGUCACCAUUCUGCAUUUGCGGUACAUCCAGGAAGGACUAAAAUGUACCAAGAUUUGAAGAGGCAGUAUUGGUGGAAUGGAAUAAAGAAGGAAGUGGCUAAAUUCGUAACAAAAUGCAUAGCAGAUGAUCCUCUGGUAGUUGCUGACGAUGUUACGCCAAGAGAUGACAUCACUCCAAGAAACAUGCUUGGACCGGAGAAUAUCACCACACAACAGGCCUUGAACUUCGACCUAGUAGCUUAUACCUCACCUCAACUUCGGUGCAAGAGACUAUGCAGACAAUCAUGGAUCAAGCAAAGCGAAAUGAAUAGGGUCUAG